UUUCCCGUAUAUCGACCUAAUGGUUCUUUUGCGUUUUUGCUUCUGUUGGUUAUUCGUUUGUUUUGCGAUCACUGAUGUGGUGGAUGCAACAGGUGCUUACUUGACACAUUCUCUCGUGAAAAUUCGCCCUUUUGAGAGUGUUUCUGGGAAGGAUAGUGUGAGUCUGUCUGCGUGUCGUAAUGAGUAUGAAAGCAUGCAAGUCAUUCUUGUCGGUCAAUUGGAUGAUGCUAAUGUUUCAAUGGAGAUACCAUGGCCAUGUUCAAAGAACAUUUGUCAUGUGAUCUACAGAGUUGAAUAUCUCAAUAUCACUGAUGUAUCUGGCUGCCAAGGAAACGUUGGCAUGUGGCCUGAUGCACUUAUCCCGCAUAUGGAUGUUUUCUAUAAUGAAUCACGACGAGGAUUUCCCAUUCAUGUUCCACAAAACGAAAACAGAGUGGUGUGGAUCGAUGUGUUUAUACCACCUGAAACAAUGCCUGGCGUAUAUGAGGGCAAAGUUUCUGUACGGUCUUCAAGUCUUUCAAAGCCAGUGAAGUUGUCAUAUACCGUGACAGUGUGGAGUGCAACUCUUCCUUCAAAAUCUUCAUUUGUGACCUCAUUCGGCUUUAAUUCAACUGCAGCUCUAUUGGCUCAUAAUCAGUCUAAUAAUGCAACAGCAAAGGUGGCACUGACUCGGCUCUAUCUUGAGUCUGCGCUGAUGAACAGGAUCACUCUAGGCAAUUUUCUUGAUUCAGAUAUAGCCAUAAAUUCAAGAAAUCGUAUUCAUUGGCAAACCAUUAAGAGUAACUGGCAACAAUUCUUCUUUAGUACCGAUCUUCCAUUUGGCCUUCAAGGAGCUGCGGUCACAUCUAUAUCUGUUCCAACUCCAUUCUGCUGGAAUUUCUCAAACGUAAAUCCUGCAUGUGAUAAGAAAGAACAAGUUAGUUUCUGGAAGGAGGUUUCUAAUUAUUUUGACAACGAAAGUAUGAGUCCUCUGUUGUAUGACUACACAUUUGAUGAGCCAAAGAACGAAGAUGCAUGGAAUAAUAUUUGUGAUCGAGUUCAUAAUCUUCGCAAAGCAAACUCAACAUUGAAAUCACUUGUGACAACAGAAAUAAACAAAGCUCGACGCCACAACGUUUCUGCUCUUAUUGAUAUCCUGGUUCCUAUCAUUAACUAUGUUGAUCCCAAGCCAGGAUGCAACAAUACACAGAAUAACACUCAAUGUAACUCAUAUGAUACGUGUAAGUAUCUCUGGUGGUAUCAGUCGUGUAUGUCACAUGGAUGUGAGCGUGAACCUGACUGUAAUGACGGUAAUGGCUGUUCAAAAGACUGGCCAUCAUACAUGAUUGACCGAUCAGCUAUCAGUAACCGUGUUAUGUCAUGGCUGUCAUAUCUCUAUGAAAUGCAAGGAGAGCUGUACUGGGGAACUAAUUAUAUUGAUGAGAUUGGGGAUGCAUGGAAGGACCAAUUUCAUUAUGAAGGCAAUGGAGAUGGCACGUUGUUCUACCCAGGAUAUCCAACUAAAAUUGGAGGGAACCAUAGCAUUCCAAUUGAAUCAAUACGAAUGAAACAAAUCCGAGAUGGAUUAGAAGACUUGGAAAUGUUCCGGCUACUCGAAACACAAAAUGGAAGUCGACAGGCUGUGUUGGAUCUGAUAAAAGAUGUUGUUCACAGCACAUUUAGCUUUACAGACAAUCCUGAUGUAAUGCUCAAAGCCAGACAAACCGUUGGAAAUAAACUACAGGAUCAUUCUCAUGAAAACAUUUGCACUUUCAUGUAUAUGAAGUCUUUGAGUUUGCCAUAGCAAAUGUUCUCACAUGAUACUAUCUUUGUUGUUACUCGUGUGUUCUUCUUAUGAGGUCAAGCUAUUAGAAGUAUAGCUGGAAGACGGUGAUCUAGUAAGUGACAAGGUAGCAAUGCAAUACUCUAGCACCAAUAAUAGUCUAACCACAAAGUACUGUCUAAAUGGUUUGCUCUAAAUGUUUAUGGAACAUCACAAACCUCUCCCUGCUUUAAUAGGGA
Molecule: messenger RNA, 2001 nt
Organism: Corticium candelabrum
Lineage: Eukaryota; Metazoa; Porifera; Homoscleromorpha; Homosclerophorida; Plakinidae
Exons: 14
Coding region: 20-1783 (587 amino acids)
Source: RefSeq, a predicted model, not a curated record